CGCUCCCGCCUACCCCCUGGUCCGGGCCGCUCUCCAGGGCGUCUGUAAACACAGCCAGAGCCUGUCAUGGAGGGGGAGGAGGAGGCGGUGGCGGCGAAGGGAGGCGUUCUGGGCCGCCUCCAGGGUCCGCUCUGCCAUUCCUGAACUGGUCCCUCAUUCCCGUGACUGUGGCAUCAGGGAAGGGAACUGUUAGGCGAGAGAAGGGGGCAGUCAGAACCAUAUCCCCUUCUUCCCCCGGGGCGGGGCCGGGCCGGGCCAGACCGGCUGAGCAGAGGGAGGGUCGGGGGAGGGAGCGCCCGACCGGGCCGGCCUGUCUGCCGAGAUGGAUGACAGUAAGGUGGUUGGAGGCAAAGUGAAGAAGCCUGGCAAACGCGGUCGAAAGCCAGCCAAAAUCGACUUGAAGGCCAAACUCGAGAGGAGCCGACAGAGUGCAAGAGAGUGUCGGGCCAGGAAAAAACUGAGGUACCAGUAUUUGGAAGAGUUGGUAUCCAGUCGGGAAAGAGCCAUUUGUGCCCUCAGAGAGGAACUGGAAAUGUACAAGCAGUGGUGCAUGGCAAUGGACCAAGGAAAAAUCCCUUCUGAAAUAAAGGCCCUACUCACUGGAGAAGAGCAGAGCAAAUCUCAGCAGAACUCAAACAGGCACCUGAAAGCUGGGAAGACAGAAGCUAACAGCAAUUCCUGGUGAAGAUCAUAUAAAAUGAUGAGUUGGUGGUUGAAGCCAAUAUUCUGAUUCCUAAGGAGGAUGGAUGGGCAAGAUUACUCCUUGGCUCCAUUUACUACCUACUGCCUAGUCAUCUCUGUAAAUCUGCAGUUUCUACCAAAAUGUGUGAUCAUAGAUCUCAAAGGAUUUUGCUUUAAUCUUCAACACUUAAAAAUUUACAAACAUUCAGACCUGUUCUUGCUGGUAUUGCCACCCAUGGCAUUUAACAUGUUGCAAUGCUUGAAAGCACAGGAGUAGAGAGAAUGGGUGAAGAUUGUAUUUUUGCACCUCAACUCCACAUUGCUUUAUUGGUUAAUUUAUAUUCUUUCCAUGUAAUUCAUGUAAUUGUAUGUGUAUGUAUGUUUAGGUGUCACCUCCUUUCAUGUUUUUGAUUCCCCUACAAAGAGAAACCAAAUGGGCUGAUUACUGACUAUAAGUUCUUAGCCUUUAUGGACCUAAUCUUAUUUCUUAAUAUUUACUUGAGUAAUGUUUAUUUUCUGCAUAACCAUGAUUUCUCCUGUGAGCCAUUCCAGCAUAAGCUGUGAAUAUGUAUUAACAAAUAUAUACAUUUCUAUUUUUAUAAUCCAUAAUGAUAUGCCUAUUUUAAAUAAUGUACACUUUAACCAAAUCCAUCAAGAAAGCCCUUAAGAUAGCCUCUAUUUAAAACUUUUGUUGCUGUCUUCUAAAACUGUAUUUUUAAAAGUUUGCUAGGGCCUAAUCCAUACUUGGAGAAUCAUUAAUCAAACUUUAUUUUUAAACAAGAAGUAACCUGUUAGGCAUUUCAGCAGCAUACAUCAUCUUGACAACCCAGAGUACAAAUAUAUGUAUGUGUUUCUAUUGUAUGUCUAUAUAUAUGUGUGUAUGGGGAGGGCCGGAGUGAAUAUUCACACACAUUUCGUUGUGUGGUCAACUAACUUGGAGAAUUUUUCUAAAGAAAAUAGGAUGAAAUUAGCUGCUGAGAUGGAGUUUCUGCCUCAAGAGAUCUGGAACGAAAUGAGGGACAGAUUGCUGGUAGAUCUAAUGGCUAUAGCCAUAACCACCGGAACACUUCGUUUCUUCCCUGACUUGAGUUUCCUGAUGAAUGUAUUCUGAGCCAGAAAGAAACACACUGUGGGUGUGCGUUGGGUUCAGCCCUGGCUGUGCCUUCUCUCUGGAGUGAAGCACUGGAGCCAGAGGCGCACACAGCACCGCCCCUUGUGGGCCUGGCAGGAGUGGCAAAGGGCAGAGUUCUCUCUAGCUCCCAUCACAGCUGC
Messenger RNA from Phacochoerus africanus (Common warthog), 1953 nucleotides. It is a transcript of the gene CREBL2, whose product is annotated as cAMP responsive element binding protein like 2. The record is from RefSeq and is a predicted model, not a curated record. Gene Ontology annotation, biological process: regulation of DNA-templated transcription. The transcript is spliced from 4 exons. Gene Ontology annotation, molecular function: DNA-binding transcription factor activity. Lineage: Eukaryota; Metazoa; Chordata; Mammalia; Artiodactyla; Suidae. Bases 323 to 685 code for a protein of 120 amino acids. Gene Ontology annotation, cellular component: nucleus.